AUGUUCUCCAUCAGGCAGACCAAGCUCAUUCGACCGCCACCGGGCAUCGAUCCGCUCCAGCCCCGGCCAGGGAGUACGUACUAUCUCUACGCGGUCACGGCAUUUGUCUCGUUGGGCGCAUUCUUGUUCGGAUAUGACCAGGGUGUCAUGGGGGUCAUCGUCGCAGACCAGAGAUGGAUUGAUCUGAUGCAGCCCGCAAACUCCUGGGUGACAGGGACAGUGGUGUCGCUGUAUGAUGUCGGGUGCUUCAUUGGGGCCAUGUCUCUUGGGUACUUGGCUGACCCAAUCGGUCGGGAGCGCACCCUGGCCAUCGCGUGUGUAGUUUUCAUAGUGGGUGCCGUGCUCCAGGCGGCGUCAUACACCAUCACCCAGAUUACGAUUGGCCGUGUGAUUCUAGGCUACGGAGUCGGAGCGUGCGCGGGGGGUGUUCCACUCUAUGUGGCCGAGCUGUCCCCGCCCGCCAUUCGUGGCCGUAUUGUUGCCAUCGAACAGAUGAUCCUCUGUCUCGGAGAACUGGUUGCCUUCUGGUUGAACUAUGGUUUCAGCUUCCUUGAGAUAGACGGUUGGUGGCGCAUUCCGCUCGCGAUCCAGAUCUUGCCCGCGUUGGUCCUCGCCGUUGGCUGCUGGUUCUGGGUCCCUCCUAGUCCACGUUGGCUCGCCAGCCAGGAUCGCCAUGAAUGCGCGCGCGAGGUUCUCGUUCGCCUUCAUGGGACAGAGGCCGCCGAAAUUGAAAUGCAAGAAAUCAUGGGCUCGAUUGAAUUUGAGCACUCCGUCAGUGAAGCUUCCUGGAAAGACAUGUUUACCAUGCCGGUGUUGCGUGUGACACUGCUAGGGAUGAGUGUCCAAUUUCUGCAGCAGAUUACGGGUACUAACUCCAUUCUCUAUUACACGCCUUCCCUCUUCGAACGCGGAGGCAUCACAAACCCCCGUACAGCUAAUCUUGCGACUGGCGGCGUCGGCGUCGUCCUUUUCGUUUUCUCGUGGGUUCCCAUCUUCUUCUUUGAUCGACUAGGACGAAAGACCUGGCUACAGAUCGGAACCGUCGGCAUGAUGGGAGCCAUGAUCGGCAUUACAGUGCUACAAUGGCAUGCCGAGCACAACCCGGGCGAUCCUGCUAACUACACCAUCAUCAUGUUCCCUUAUCUCUUCUACGUCUUCUUCAACAUCAGCUGGGGCGUCGGAUCAUGGACAUAUGCGGCCGAGAUCUUCCCUGUUUCCAUGCGCGCCAAGGGAAAUGCCCUGACUACCGCCUCUUUAUGGGCCGCGUGCUACAUUGUUGCCCAGGCAAGCCCCCCAAUUGCUGAUGCUAUCGGCUGGGGCCUGUACAUCAUUUACACGGGAAUCUGUGCUUUUGCUUUCUUCUUUGUUCGAUACUGCCUAGUGGAAACCCGGGGACGAACUCUCGAAGAAAUGUCCCGCCUUUUUGGUAUCGAAAGCCGCCUUGCGGACCGCAGCGGUGUGAAAUUACCGGCAGAGGAGCAUGUCGACGAUGUCGGUGCAUCUACCUCGGGCUUCUAA
Messenger RNA from Penicillium argentinense, 1518 nucleotides. RefSeq names its product sugar porter family MFS transporter. Gene Ontology annotation, biological process: carbohydrate transport; transmembrane transport. The transcript has 5 exons. Gene Ontology annotation, cellular component: membrane. The record is from RefSeq and is a predicted model, not a curated record. Gene Ontology annotation, molecular function: carbohydrate:proton symporter activity. The coding region runs from base 1 to 1518 and encodes 505 amino acids. Lineage: Eukaryota; Fungi; Ascomycota; Eurotiomycetes; Eurotiales; Aspergillaceae.